UGAUUAUGUUCAAAGCGACUGUGCGUUCAAAACGAAAAGAUCCCGAUGAUAAAAAGCAAACUUAAUGAAACGCAACCAAAAACAAAUAAAACAAUGUGCAUUUUGUGAAACCGCAGUGAGUUGUAGUUACACCAAGAGACAUUUAUCAAAUGAAAAAUAAAAAAAUGGGCUCGAUUGUGUUGCGGUCGUUGUCGGUGCUGCUGGGACUGUUUUUCAUUUUCGUGGGCUUAAUAAAAAUAUCUAGUGUGGUCUCUAAGGAUUUACACAAAGAUCUAAGGAAAGAAUAUGUUAAGUAUGCAAAAGUGUUUCCUUUUUCGGAAGCCUUGGAUUUUAAAAUUCCUUCAAAAUGGUACAGGAGGGCAGUAGGAGCUCUAGAAAUAAUAUGCGGCAUUGCAAUGGCGUUUGUACCUAAUCAUAAAAUAAAGAACGCCUCGAACAUCUGCCUACUAAUCCUCACCCUGAUGGCUGUAUACUCUCACUACAUGGUGGCGGACAAGCUGGAGAGGACGGCACCCGCCCUUGUUUUCCUCUUCAUGUUGAGCGGGCGGCUAGUGGUGUACUUCCAGCUGCAGAGAAGGGAAGAGGAGAUGGCCGAACCCACCGCCAACGGGUUCAAGCAGGAGUAGAAGGGAAAGACUCUUAGGCAAUGUGUACCAUAUUAGCUAAUUCGUCCAAAAAAAGAUUUACAAGUGCCCGAUACAGGAUAGAGAAGCGACAGCUCUAAUAAUUCGGCUGAGAAAAAUAUAGUUUGUGAUAUAUAUUUUUUAAUUUGUUUUUGUUUUACCGUUAUGUUGUUUGUAAAUAAAGUUACAGGGUUGAACGAGUUAAAUGACCGGUGUGCAACCUCGUGUUUAAUACACGCGCGUGUAUUAAGGGUUGUGGUGCAGCUCCAGAUAGUUUCAUGUAAGGUGAUCUCAUGACAGAACAAUUAACUAGUAUUAGCGAUGGACCUUUUUCGCUUGUCCUAACUUCACUUUCAAGUAGCAAUGAAUUAAUAGUAACAUUAUUAGAGGUGUAUAUUACAUUUAUUACACAUUUAAUAUUUCUUUAAUUUAAAUUAAAGCCAUAUCUUUUAAUUAUAUUUCAAUUUUCUGGUGUAGAAGGAACUAGUGAAAUGAAAGGUGAGCUUGUCAAGUUGUUAAAAUUGUAGUGAUGUUCUAUGGUAUAAUUAACGUCACAAAAUAGCGCCACUCGCAAUAAAUUUGCAAAUGUAUUAUUUUUUUUUCAAUUAAUUUCCGCAAAAAUGUAACGCAAUUAUAUGACGUAUGUUACUGAAGUUUGCGCAUUAAAAUUACGAUUGUUGCGAUUAAAUCCAAGAUAUUGUAGAUUUAGGAUGGUUUUUUACAUCUCUUAAUAAAUUAAUUUGCUAGUGCAUUUCAUGUAUAAGAAAGUGAUAGAAGAUUGUUAACUAAAUUUAAUUGAUAUGUGAAAAAACGGCUUUUACAGUUAAACGAUUAUCCGCUACUGUUGGCCGUUACUGCACUGCCAUCUAAUCCGCAGGGUAAGACACUAAUAACAAUUGAUUGAAAUGUGGUUGGAUUUCUAAAAUCAACAAAGAUUCUGUAAAAGGAACCAAAUGCUUUGUUAGCUUUCGCUCCUGUCAAAAAUUAUACCCAAUCUGAAAUUUGUGUUAAUUUUCGUGAAAAGCGUUGUUUCUACUAAAUGUUAUAUGAUGGCAAUUUUCAAAGUUUGAUCUCUUUCCAUGACAAUAUUUUUUGGAGGUACUUAAAUCUUCUUGUAUUAACUCCGAGUAUUACCCCCAAAAAAUCUUUAAUUAAGAUCCUCAGCAUACAUUAAAGAUUUUAAAAAGUUUCAGUUGCCUACUUUAUUAAAAUACAUGUUAAACGACAAAGGGCUUAUGUGCGAUCCUUGGGGAACUUCUGAAGUUAUUAAUAAAAAAUCAGAGUAAUAUUGGUCGAUUCAACAGCUUGAUAUCUAUAUGAAAGAUAUAACUGAAACUGAAAAAAUAAAGGAUUAAAGACCCACUGAAAUACUUCAGCAAGUUCUUUUAAACAUAAUCUGAUUAUUUUUCUCAUCUAAAACUUUACUAAAAUCUGUGUAACUGGCACCUACCCUGUAAUUUACGGUUUAUAUUAUAAAGGAUAUAGUUUACAUCUAUUUAAUGAAAAUCUUAAUUUUGCGCUUGUCAAGAUACAGGUAUCAUUAUCCCCUCUCCUGAAUACCGUUUCGAAAAUUCCAUUAAAACAAAUCAGUAAAGUAGGUAAUUAUGCUAUUUAAUGACUUUAUUUUAAAAAUAUUCUACAUAGUAUUUCAUCCAAGGAAAUGAUCCUAUUGGCUGACUCGAGCCCUAGGAAAAUGACUUUCCCUUUAUAGGGUUUAUCGAGAUAACAAAAUUGGACAAAAUACGUUGUACACACCAAAUAUUGUUGUUUGCUGUAAGGAAAAUUUGAAAUCUGUGAAA
Molecule: messenger RNA, 2422 nt
Organism: Anoplophora glabripennis (Asian longhorned beetle)
Lineage: Eukaryota; Metazoa; Arthropoda; Insecta; Coleoptera; Cerambycidae
Product: transmembrane protein 35A
Exons: 3
Coding region: 150-626 (158 amino acids)
Biological process (GO): positive regulation of protein localization to cell surface; chaperone-mediated protein complex assembly
Cellular component (GO): endoplasmic reticulum
Source: RefSeq, a predicted model, not a curated record